Molecule: messenger RNA, 560 nt
Organism: Arabidopsis arenosa
Lineage: Eukaryota; Viridiplantae; Streptophyta; Magnoliopsida; Brassicales; Brassicaceae
Source: the annotation of a GenBank genome assembly
UCAAUGCAAUGACUACAAAUACUUGGUCAUUUCAACUCCUCCUCUCAUCUCUCUCAGAUCUACCUUCUCUUCCAAAAGUCGUCGUCGGAAAAACACAAAAAGACGAAUAUGACCGUCUUCAAGAGGCCAUGUCUUUACUCAAAGAUGGACAAGGAAGAUCCAGAAGAGGUACUUAGCCGACGAGCCAAGUUCUUGAUUUACAAAACACUUCAAGAAGCCGAUUUGGUUUCGCGGCGUGAUCCUCAUUCGUCGUUUCUACGGCUGAAGCUUUAUCUGUUGAAGGUCAAGAUCGGAAAGAGGUUGACUAAUCUACGCCGAACCGUAGUAUCCGCUGUUAGAUUUGGCGGAAUUCGAAAGCAUUCUCAUAACGGCGUGAGAGCGUUGAAGAAGCUUUUCCACGGUGGUGCAACAACAACUGGACUACCUAGGCCUAUUUUCACUCUUGAAGUUUGAUUUUAAUUUAUAUUAUUUCUUGUUUUGUGUAAUUUUUUUUUCUUUUGUUUCUGGAGUUCCUUUUGAUCUCUUUUACAAAAGUUUAUCAAGAAAUGUAUUAUGAAGAG